AUGCUAAGAAAUUUGGGCAGAAGAUUUAUAACGACGCAGAGACCUCCAGUUGAUUCCUCUGCGACUAGCACUAUCAUCCCCUCUUCUAAAUUCAUCAAUUUCGAUUUCCGAGACCCACUCAAGCUCGACACGCUACUAACUGAAGACGAACUGGCAAUUGAAGAAAGCGUGAAAGUCUACGCACAAGAACAACUCUCGCCUAGAAUCCUCGAAGCUUCACGACAUGAACACUUUGAUCGUCAGAUACUCAAAGAAAUGGGUCAGUUAGGUUUCCUUGGCGCCACUCUCGACGGUUACGGCUGUGCCGGUGUCUCUAAAGUGGCAUACGGCUUGAUCACGAGGGAGGUUGAGAGAGUCGAUAGUGGAUAUAGAUCGGCAAUGUCGGUUCAAUCGAGCUUAACAAUGUAUCCAAUCCACGCUUUCGGUAGCGAAGCGCAACGCGAGAAAUAUAUUCCAGGACUAGCAUCCGGCGAUCUAGUAGGUUGUUUCGGACUGACAGAGCCACAACAUGGAAGCGAUCCAAACGGAAUGGAGACGAUAGCUGAAGAAACACCCCAUGGAUACAAACUCAACGGCUCCAAAACGUGGAUAACCAACUCUCCAAUUAGCGACGUGUUUAUGAUAUGGGCGAAAUGUAAAUGGGAUGGCAAAAUUAGAGGCUUUAUCCUUGAGAAGGGUAUGGACGGUUUGACGGCGCCUGCAAUCAAGAAUAAGAUGGGCUUAAGAGCUUCGCUUACAGGAUCGAUAUAUAUGGAUGAUGUACAUGUGUCCUCAGAACACAUUUUGCCCAAUGUUUCUGGUCUCAAAGGACCAUUCAGCUGUCUCAACCAAGCGCGUUACGGUAUCUCGUGGGGUGUGAUGGGUGCAUUGGAAGAUGUUAUUGCUCAAUCCAGAGAAUAUGCCCUCGAUAGAAAGCAGUUCAAUCGUCCAUUAGCGUCUUUUCAACUCGUCCAAAAGAAACUGGCUGACGCAGUUACUCAAGUUCCGCUGGGUCUUCUCGCGUCUUUGCAAGUUGGAAGACUGAUGGAUGCAAAUACCUACAGCCCAGAGAUGAUCUCACUCGUGAAGCGCAACAAUUGCGGUAUGGCUUUGCAACAUACGCGCACGCUUAUGGAUAUAUUUGGCGGUAAUGGUGUGGCCGACGAGUAUCAUGUCGGUCGGAUUGCUAACAACCUGCACGUCACAAACACGUACGAAGGUACACACGAUAUGUGA
Molecule: messenger RNA, 1215 nt
Organism: Wallemia ichthyophaga EXF-994
Lineage: Eukaryota; Fungi; Basidiomycota; Wallemiomycetes; Wallemiales; Wallemiaceae
Exons: 3
Coding region: 1-1215 (404 amino acids)
Biological process (GO): fatty-acyl-CoA biosynthetic process; fatty acid beta-oxidation using acyl-CoA dehydrogenase
Cellular component (GO): mitochondrial inner membrane
Molecular function (GO): fatty-acyl-CoA binding; flavin adenine dinucleotide binding; glutaryl-CoA dehydrogenase activity
Source: RefSeq, a predicted model, not a curated record